AUGGGUAGUGUUUGUGCUGAUCAGCACCAGCUGAAGUUCCUUCAAUCCCACCAAUUGUAUCACAAGAAAAGCACACGGGAAAUCGAUAUUCCGCCGAGAAAACUACUCAGCCGCCGCUCUGCUACCGGUCAGGCAGCGGAGAUGUUCAUGGACUCCCCCAAAUCCGCAGAGGAUGGCCUGUUUCAGAGAUUCUUGCCGUACAAUAACGUCGAUGAUGAUGAUGCAGACCCUUACUCCUCAGAUCGCUUCAAAAUGUACGAAUUCAAGGUUCGGAAGUGCACUCGAAGCCGUAGCCACGACUGGACCGAUUGUCCCUUUGCUCAUCCAGGAGAAAAGGCCCGUAGAAGGGAUCCCAGAAGGUACCAUUAUUCUGGUACUGUGUGUGAAGAGUUUCGUAAAGGCCAUUGCAGCAAAGGGGAUAAUUGCGAGUUUGCGCAUGGAGUUUUCGAGUGUUGGCUUCAUCCAAUGCGAUAUCGAACUGAGGCUUGUAAAGAUGGUAAGAAUUGCCAGCGAAAGAUCUGUUUUUUCGCGCACUCUACUAAACAGCUUCGUAUUUUAUCCGAUAACUCCUCUCCUCCAUUGAUUUCUCCGGUUUCUAUCGAAAAAACUUAUUUGAACCAUUGCUGUGUUCAUUGUCACUCUAUGAUUGCUUCUCCAACUUCUACUUUAAUGAACCUGUCUCAUCCGUCAUCCCCUCCAUUUUCACCACCGAUUUCUCCUGUCAAAAUGCCUGAGUUUUCACGCCGUUCACUCGAAUGUUCUGCUCUGAAUGAAUUUAGUUCUGGUGGGAUGAGUUACAAGGACGCUUUGACUGAACUUAUGGGAAAUUUGGAAUCCAUGAAUCUGACUGAAGGUUCAAACACAUUCUUCAAUGGGGAUUUUUCAAGCAGGGAUUUCACUGAGGCCUACAAGCACAACAAUGAAAGUGGACCUGAUUUUGGCACAGAAGUAGAACGAGGAGCCGAAGGCAAGCGAGAGACGACUGCACAGGAAAUACAAGAAGCAUCAUCAGGUCAGGUGCCAUCCAAAAUGCAGAGUCCUUUCACUCCUUCGGGCAACCUCAAUCAGACAUUCACCAUAUCGGAUUACAACCUCGGGGAAGAAGGGGAUCUCUUCAAGGCCCCUGAACCAGUAAUUCAAGAACCGUUGAUUGGCCUUGAUCCAAUGACGGCUGCCAUUUCAAUGAUUUCUUGCAGAGAAAACCUUAUCUCCCCUGAUGCACUGACUGUGUCCGCCAUUGAAUCAUCAAUUGAGAGUGGGCAACUCCUCAGCGAGGUCUACUAUUAA
This is a messenger RNA of Fraxinus pennsylvanica, 1287 nucleotides long. The record is from the annotation of a GenBank genome assembly. NCBI's taxonomy places the organism in Eukaryota, Viridiplantae, Streptophyta, Magnoliopsida, Lamiales, Oleaceae.